AGGAGCCGUCGCUCCCGGGCCAGGCGGCCGGGCGGGGGCGGGCCGGGCACGCGAUCGACGGGGGGGCUCCGGGCCUCCCGGUGCCCCGCUCCGGCCCCGCAAAUGGUGCCCAUGCCCGGCCCCCUCCUCCUUCUCCUCCUCCUCCUCGACUGCCCCGGCAGCGCGGCCGCCGGCCCUGCCAUCACAGGCCGCACGCUUGCUCCCUGCUACUCAGCUGACCUCAGGCCUGCAUCGGGGAGACUCGUCUCGGCUAUGGGCUGCACUGUGCGUCUGACAGUUCCACCGCUGCAGGUCGGCAGAGCUGUCAUCUGGGAAUACAAAACUGCCCAGCAGGAAGGAGCCAUCCUCAGUUAUGCUUUCGAUGGACGCAGCAACACCUCUCACCCCUGUGAGAACCGUGUGAGGUUCAACAGAACGGACUUCUCACUGCAGAUGGUGCUGCAGUGGGGGGACGACCGGCUGUACCGCUUCAGGUCCGAGCUGGAGGCCACGGGCUGGUUCCAGCUGCAUGUUGUGGAACCGCUUUCCAAGCCAGAAAUUGUGGGCAACUCAUCAGUGAAGGCAGGAGACAACACCAAACUGGUUUGCAACAUCCUGAAAGGGAAGGCAGACUCGUACUGGUGGAAGAAAAACGGGGUGCUGCUGCUGAGGAGCGACCACAUUCAGCUUGAGAAUACCACCCUGUGCAUCCUGAGAGCCUUGAUGAAUGACAGCGGCUACUACGCUUGCGUGGUCCACAACAAAGUCAGCCAGAAUGAAACCUCCUUCCUGCUCCGUGUCCAGAGUCUCUUCGUGUGGUGCAGGUCAAGGGACCGCUAGUGUCACGGCGGCUCUAGGUAGAGAGAGCUUGAAGAGCUGCACUCUUAGUGCCUUUCCCUGAUGGUGGGUGCUGCCUGCAGGGCGCCGGACGUCUGAUGCUGUCCAACCUCUUUUGGGCUCACCUCUGAAUUGCUCAAGGGCUGAACCCCAUGAAUAGUUUUGUGUAAAACCCUAGAUUAGGCUGUUCCUGUGCUGUCCUCCUCUUCCCCUGGCACCGUGCACAUCCCUGGCAGGGCUGGACGUGGCUGUUGUGCUCCAGAGCUCCUGACCUUGCCUGGCUUCCUUCAGAAGCCAUGUCGGGUGAGUGCUUGUGGGUGGGCUGAUGGCCCUGGAAGGAGGCACCAUCCCCACUGGACAGACACCCGGUCCUGGGAGUGCUGGAGUGUGCUGCAGUGCCAGCCCUGCCUCGCCAGGGCUUGAGCCCCUCACUGUGGUCGCCUGGGGUGCUGCUGUGUGCUGUGGCUGGGACUUGGAUCAGGGACUGGGACCGCAGGCAUUCUACUCGUCUUGGUCCUUGGAAGGAGGGAAAAGGGCAGGAUUUUGAUGUCCUGUGACUGGGGAGUCCAGGAGAUGUGCGAAGGUGGCAGGGGAUGGAGCAGCAAAGUUGUUUUGUUUCAGAAAGCAAAACUCCCUGUGCUGGUGUGUUAGAGCAGCGGUGUGCCUGGAGGGGAGAUGCAGGCAUGUUCCCCAGCCCAGCUCCUCUGUUCUACAGCCUUGGUUGCUGGUAGGAUCUGGGACACGCCUUCCUCUUCCAAGCACCAGCCACCUGGGUUGUACAUGUGCCGAUGUGAGCUCAUCCUUCCCUCUUGCGCUCCUGUGGUUAAUGGGAGAUGAUGGGAGGCUUGGUCUGGUUUGGUUUGGCCAGGGCAGCACUGGUCCAACCCUCUCCUGUUGUCUCCCUUCCCCAUGCUGCUUCUGCAAAGCUGUUCUGGGCUUUGCUUGUGAGGAGGGUGUUAUUUGUUCUUAUAGUGGAAAUUACUGGAGAAAACUGGACGCUCCCCCAGGAGCGCUGACCCUCACAAAGUGCCUUGACUGAUCCUGGGGCUGGGGUGUUUGCACCCAUCGUUCAUUCCGAUGGGUCAAGCCCAGGUCCAGCACCCCCCUGAGCCAGCCCCCAGCCCCACUGCGGGGUGCAGGCAUUUUGGGUGCCCUGGUCUAGCUACUGGAUGGUCACAUCUCUCCCAGAGCAGCUGGUGGCUUGGGGACAUCUUGCUCCAAGGCACUGUCAGCAAAUGGAGAGCGGUACAGAGGGAUGUUUCUGUUGCUUGGGUCUGCUGCUUCUGCAGCAAAAGGCUUUCCUGGCCUGGGGAGCUGUGUGUUUCCCUCCCCUCAGAGUUAUCCCAUCUCUUUGGAGAACACAAGUGCACCCAGGAGAGGCUCAAGGUCAUAUCCUAUGGCGUGAGCAGUCGCUAGGCUGUCCUACACCCCAGAGCAAACAGGAAUGCAGCCACGUGGUUACAGAAAAUACUUCAUUAAACCUUUCAGAGUUGCAUGUGAAUCAUUUUGGAGACGUUUUGGUGUUUUAAGGUUUGCUGCUACUAAUAAAAGUGCGUGUGUUA
Molecule: messenger RNA, 2378 nt
Organism: Strigops habroptila (Kakapo)
Lineage: Eukaryota; Metazoa; Chordata; Aves; Psittaciformes; Psittacidae
Product: contactin-6-like
Exons: 5
Coding region: 103-819 (238 amino acids)
Source: RefSeq, a predicted model, not a curated record